This is a messenger RNA of Diorhabda sublineata, 785 nucleotides long. RefSeq lists its product as uncharacterized. The record is from RefSeq and is a predicted model, not a curated record. The coding region runs from base 1 to 714 and encodes 237 amino acids. NCBI's taxonomy places the organism in Eukaryota, Metazoa, Arthropoda, Insecta, Coleoptera, Chrysomelidae. The transcript is spliced from 4 exons.
AUGGGAUUGAGCGUUGAGAAAACGAUUGCUUCCGGAAGACAUUGCAAAUUUACAAAUAAAGAAGGUGGAGCUGUUUGGGUUGGAAUACAAGGCAAUCCUGGUCAUUCUCAUUUAUCUAAUGGUGGUUUCAAACUGGCUCAAGGAGCAUCGAAAACUGUGAGUGCUUCUGAAAAUUGGGCUGGCAGAUUUUGGGGGAGGACAUAUUGCGAUGAUGCUAGUAACCACUGUCUGACAGGAGAUUGCGGGAAUAAAGUAGAAUGCGCAGGUGCCGGAGGGACUCCGCCAGUUUCCCUGGCUGAAAUUACACUCAAAGGUAGCGGUGGAUUAGACUUUUAUGAUAUAUCGUUGGUUGACGGUUUCAACAUACCGAUUAGCAUAGAACCAUCUGGAGGUCAAGGCGACGGCAGUCAAUACAGUUGUAAGAAAUCAUCAUGUGGUAAAUAUCUAAACGACGAAUGUCCCGAAAAACUUAAACUAAAUACAGAUAAAGGCGUAGUAGCUUGCAAAUCUGCAUGUCUUGCAUUCAAUUCCGAUCAAUAUUGUUGUCGAGGAGCUUACGGUACACCUGAAACAUGUAAGAGCUCCUCUUGGCCACAAGAUUAUCCGAAAUAUUUCAAGGACAGAUGCCCUGAUGCGUAUAGUUAUGCAUAUGAUGAUCACAAAAGUACAUUUACAUGUAAAGCCCAAAAAUAUAUUAUUACCUUUGGAUUGUGAAUACCAAAAUCAACUAAAUAUGUUAAUAUUUCAUUUGUAGUUUCUAUAAGUAUCAAAUAAAAAUCGGUUAC